Molecule: messenger RNA, 539 nt
Organism: Priapulus caudatus
Lineage: Eukaryota; Metazoa; Priapulida; Priapulimorpha; Priapulimorphida; Priapulidae
Product: U3 small nucleolar RNA-associated protein 14 homolog A-like
Exons: 4
Coding region: 78-539 (153 amino acids)
Biological process (GO): rRNA processing
Cellular component (GO): nucleolus; small-subunit processome
Source: RefSeq, a predicted model, not a curated record
GUCUUCGACAGAUUCCGAGGUCUCACCGUCCUGACCUGACGGACGGAGAAGGAGGGGAAGACGAGGAUGAGCAGCGGAUGACGCUCGCUCAGGCGUUUGAGGACGACGACGUAGUGGAGGAGUUCAGGGUAGAGAAGAGCGAGCUGACGUCACGAGACCGGCCCAAGGACGUCGACCUAACGUUGCCGGGGUGGGGCGCGUGGGGCGGCACCUCCCUCAAGCCAUCCAAGAGGAGGAAGAGGAGGUUCGUUGUUAAGGCUGCGCCUACCGUGCCGCGGCACGACAAGGACAUGGUCAAUGUCAUCGUCAGCGAGCAGAAGAAUCACGGACUAGCCAAGCACCUGGUAACUCAGGUGCCGUUCCCGUUCAGCGAAGCGUCGAGCAGUACGGAGAACAGCCGUCGCGCCUACGCCCCUGACGAGUCGUCGCUCUGCCCCCCGCGGACCCGCCCGGCCUACGCCGCCUCGUUGCGCCACCUGUCCGAUCACGUCAGCUCCGGCGCCAAUCUACGAGCCGAUCGACGCCGGCGGGGCGGUUAG